Messenger RNA from Rhizophagus irregularis DAOM 181602=DAOM 197198, 2101 nucleotides. RefSeq lists its product as uncharacterized. Lineage: Eukaryota; Fungi; Glomeromycota; Glomeromycetes; Glomerales; Glomeraceae. Gene Ontology annotation, molecular function: microtubule binding; ATP binding; microtubule motor activity. Gene Ontology annotation, cellular component: microtubule associated complex. Gene Ontology annotation, biological process: mitotic spindle organization; spindle elongation; microtubule-based movement. The record is from RefSeq and is a predicted model, not a curated record.
CUUACAUAUAUUUCUUUUUUUUUUCUUACUUACCUUCUCUUACUUUAAAAAUCUUUUUCGUCUUGUACACAUACACAAGAAAAAAAAAAAUGACUUCAACCUCCGUACGAGUUGCUCUGAGAGUAAGACCUCUCAAUAACAAAGAAACACUACAAAAUUGUAGUGAAUGCUUAACAACAAUACCUGACGCACCACAAAUACUCAUUGGAACCGAUAGAUCCUUUACAUUCGAUUAUGUAUUUCCAUCGAAUACUGAACAAGAAGAAGUAUUUCAAGAAUGCGCAAGUCCGCUAAUAGAUAAACUGGUGGAAGGUUAUAAUGCCACACUUUUAGCAUACGGUCAAACUGGUAGUGGCAAAACAUAUAGUAUGGGUACAGCUUUAGACGAUUCAAAUAUUCCGCCCGAACAUCAAGGAAUUAUUCCACGUGCCAUAAGAAAAUUAUUUGCUGACCUUCACGAACGAAAAGAAAAAAAUCCUUCUUAUCAAUUUGAGGUUUAUAUAUCAUUCUUAGAAUUAUAUAAUGAAGAUCUUAUAGACUUAUUAAACCCACAAAGUAGAGAAAAUAAUAAAAAAGGAAAGAAUGAUUUAAUAAUAAGAGAAGAUACCAAUGGUCAAAUACAUUGGGCUGGUGUAAAAGAAGUUAAAGUUUCAGACCCCGAUGAACUCUUAGGACAAUUACAAAAGGGUUCACUAUGUAGAACUGUCGCUUCAACAGAUAUGAAUAUGGUAUCUUCAAGAUCACACGCUAUAUUUUCCGUAAUACUGAAACAAACAAGAAUAGAAAGUUUAGAAGAAAAUAAAGAAAAUGUUGUUCCACCAGCAGAAUCUUCGGCUGCUUCAAAAGGAAAAAAUAAACAAAAAUUAUUGUCAUCAAAAGUAACUUCAAAAUUUCAUUUUGUAGAUUUGGCUGGUUCGGAAAGGUUAAAGAGAACUAACGACAUAGGUGAUAGAGCAAAAGAAAGAAUUGCAAUUAAUGGGGGUUUACUGGCCCUUGGUAAUGUAAUUAGCGUGCUUGGUGAUGAAUCAAGAAACGUCGCACAUAUCCCUUACAGAGAUUCAAAAUUAACGCGUUUAUUACAAGAUUCACUUGGUGGUAAUAGUCAAACUCUCAUGUUGGCUUGCGUCUCACCAGCUGAUUCUAAUUUUAUGGAAACCUUAAAUACACUAAAAUACGCUAAUCGUGCUCGUAAUAUUAAGAACAAAGUUAGUAUUAAUGAAAGUUAUGGUGGUAACUCUGUUGAAAUAAAUCAACUACGUGGUCAAAUAAGCAGAUUAAAGAUGGAAAUUCAAACUUUACGAGCUGGUGGUUGUAAUGAAGAAACAAGUCGUAAAUAUGAAGAAGAAAUUAAGAGUCUAAAAAGAGAAUUAGAAAUGACAAAAAUGAAACUUCAAAGUGUUGAACAAGAGCUUAUCUCUGCAAAUGCUGAAAAGAACACUCUUUUAAUGGAAAUUAGUUUUAAUGAUCAAGAUCUUUCAGAUGCUGAUCGUGAACAUAGGAUUAAGACUCAUCGUAUCGUUCAAGGUUAUGAAUCAGAAAUUAAAAAUCUCAGAGAUCAAAUUUCCGAACUUUUAACUGCUCAAGCUACUCAUCAUCAUCCACAUAAAUCUUCCUUUGCUGGAACAACACCGGGAAGAGAGAAAGGUCGUAUCAAAUUAUCUGAUCCUCAUAUCUUUUCAUCUGAUGAAGAUAUUUAUCAUCAAAAUAAUGAUAGUGAUAGUAAUAAAGAGAGUGAUGAGAAGAAAGGUGAUGAGACUUCUACUAAAAUCUCACCUGUUGGUCCUUCAUCAUCUCAUCAUCAACUUGAACAUGUUAUAAAUGAACAAAAUUUGGAAGCUAAAACCUUAUUCUCACAAUAUAAAGAAGAUGAAGAAAACAUUGAGGAUGAUGAUGAAAAUUUGGAUGGUGAAUCGUUCAAAUUUACUCGAAAAUUAAGAAGACGUAGUAAGACCAGAGAUAAGCUCGAAAAGGCCAAGGAACAACUCAGACAAAGUUACAUGAUAAUAAAGAAUGGAGGUUCUUUACAUGAUGAUCCUAUUUUAAGUCAAUUAAUAAAACAACCUUCAUCAACCAAGAGUGAAAGUUAUAUUGAUCAAAUGAU